Fusarium coffeatum is the source of this 1977-nucleotide messenger RNA. RefSeq lists its product as uncharacterized. The coding region runs from base 1 to 1977 and encodes 658 amino acids. The record is from RefSeq and is a predicted model, not a curated record. The transcript has a single exon. Lineage: Eukaryota; Fungi; Ascomycota; Sordariomycetes; Hypocreales; Nectriaceae.
AUGAGCGAUCCACAGAUUCUCCAGUAUAGCUCAGUGGAGUUAGACAAUGCAUCCACCGAGAUCCGGCUCCUGGACCUUCAUCCGCCCCAGAUAGGUGAGGUCGACGACCGGGUCGCCUCAAAUUGGAACAAGCCACUUAUUUGCCGCCUCUAUAAGACCUGUAUUACGGAUCCUUGCCCUUACAAAGCUCUUUCCUACGUAUGGGGCGAAGGCAGGAAAACUGAAUCAAUAUGGGUUGUCAGCUCACCAGGGAAAAGCGGGGAAGCCAGCAUUCCGAUCACAGAGUCACUUGACACUGCACUUAGACACCUUCGCAAACCUGACGAGACCGUCACAUUAUGGAUUGACCAGAUCUGCAUUAAUCAGGCAGAUAACAAGGAGAAGGGCGAGCAGGUCGCCAUGAUGGGUAGGAUCUAUUCAGAAGCCACACAAGUCAUAGUAUGGCUGGGCCCAGCAGCUGAUGGCUCAGAUGGCUUAAUGAAUGCUUGGCAAGACGUUGGUCAGAAAGCACGGGACUUCGGCCUUGAUAGUUAUAUGACACCGCAAGGAUUCCAUGCCAUGUCAGCAAUCAUGAGAAACGAAGACCCGACCGAUGAAACGACAAGGCGGUUCCAAGUCUUGCUCCAACAUACCGUGGGUAUACUUGCUCCUCUACUGAGAGACAUCGCUUUGAAAGCUUGGUUCGAAAGACCGUACUUCUCACGCGUCUGGAUCAUACAAGAGUUCUGCUUAUGCCCAGACACCGUGUUCGUGUGCGGCACGAGAACAGUUGCAGUCGAACUUAUCAAAUUGGCAGUGACAAUCCUCCAAAUGGUUGUCAGUAACAUGCUUGAUGGACAAUUCCCGAAACUUCAAGAGCCUGAACUCCUGUCUGAACGAUUGGCAGAUAUUUCUGAGGAGCCUAUAACGCGGCUGUUUUCUUGUCGUACACGUCAACAAAACGGUCGCGGAGAUGAGUUGCAUAUGCUACUACGCAGGAUGUUUGUAGGUCACGAUACACGCGCUACUCAACAUCGUGAUCGCGUUUUUGCACUUCUUGGUCUUGCUGUUGACGUGGAGGAACUCGGUAUUCAAGUUGACUAUGAGUCUCCUACCGAGCGCGUUCUAGCGCAAACGGCCAGGGGACUUAUUGAGAAGGCUGGAAGGGUCGAUAUACUCUGCUGUUCCCAAUUCCCAAAGCUACCGGAUUUUGUUGGUUUGCCCUCGUGGGUUCCUGACUGGCGAUCGAACUUGCGACCCUCUUUUUACAACAUCAAUGAGCGAAUGAAUAAGCACAUAUUUUUCGCAUCAGGCAACAAUAGCAUCGUUGAAAUCGUCAAACCCACCACAGAGAGUCCAUUUCUUCUUGGCCUUCGCGGUUACACGGUUGAUGUGAUUGACAAAGUAGCCGAAGGCGAAGGUUGGAUAGACCUUUCUUGGGAUCCGGCUCGGCUUCUAAGCUUCUUGGCCCAAGUAGACGCGUUGUGGCAGGAAAGCAUGGAAAAGCCAAUCGUAAUUGACGGCCCAACAGAAUCGCGUAAGGUGGAAGCUAGAUGGCGUGUCCCGAUUGGCGACUUGUAUAAAACAGAGGACGGGGAUGAACACAGAGCGACUCCAGAUAUAGCCAGAUCUUACCGCCGAUGUGUGCAAGAACUAAAAAUGUUCUACCAAAUGACUCUGGGGGAAGAUGAAUUGCAAGACAUUGAAAAUUGGGAAACGCCUCGGGAUGAAGAUAAAAAGAUAAACUAUGACUGGGAUAUGAGGAAAAUGGAGGGUAAAAGACCGUUCCUAACACAAAUGGGUUAUAUAGGAAUGGGGCCUAUUCAAGGAAAGCCUGGUGAUUUAGUGGUUGCCUUUUGCGGUGGACACAUUCCCUUUGUACUACGGCCCGAGCCAGAUGGGCAAGACAUGUUUUCUUUUGUGGGCGAGGCUUACUGUGACGGGAUCAUGGACGGGGAAGUUACCACGAAGGAGAAACAGACAUUCUGGUUGGUCUAA